AUGGUUUCUCGAAAUCAACGGUCUAGCUGCCAGGUGAAAAAGAAAGAUGCGGCUGGUAGCUUUCAAGCGGCGUUCCCUCUUGCAGCGCAGCAAGUGAAUUCUCAACGGGAGCUGGAGGAGUUGCAGAAGCUCGCUGGUAAUGCGAUGCAUGUCCGCUCUGUCCUCACCGCGAUCUUGAUUGUCUUGAAGAGCAUGGACCCUAUCUUGAUGAUGCAGUACUUGAAGCGCUGA
Messenger RNA from Cladocopium goreaui, 231 nucleotides. Lineage: Eukaryota; Dinophyceae; Suessiales; Symbiodiniaceae. The record is from the annotation of a GenBank genome assembly.